Stylophora pistillata is the source of this 4347-nucleotide messenger RNA. Its product is annotated as glutamate receptor ionotropic, NMDA 1. Gene Ontology annotation, cellular component: membrane. The record is from RefSeq and is a predicted model, not a curated record. Gene Ontology annotation, biological process: monoatomic ion transport. Gene Ontology annotation, molecular function: signaling receptor activity; ligand-gated monoatomic ion channel activity. NCBI's taxonomy places the organism in Eukaryota, Metazoa, Cnidaria, Anthozoa, Scleractinia, Pocilloporidae.
AUGGCGGGAGGAAAUGAGAUGCAAAAUCAUUCAGAAAGGCCAAGACAACCUGCAUGCUCAAACCAAUUACCUACAACGUAUACACAGUGGGAAAGAAUUGCUAUGGAACAAGUGCUUUAGUAAUUUAUUUCAUCACCAAGAACCCUACAAAAAAAUACUAAUUCUGAAUGCGCUAAAUGUCGGGAACAUUACAUAUCUGACAAUUUUGACGAAAUUUUUUAACAGAUAUUUGCUAUGUUAGGGUUUCACAUAGAGCGGAGCUGUUAGUUUUGACAGCCAUCUAAGAGAAAGGAAAAUCGUCUCCGCGUAAAAUUCGCAACAAUGAAGCACAGACCUCGUUUUAAUUUUUGGAAAUGUUUGUUUUUGUUCGCCGCUUUCCUUCCUUGGAGCGAAGGAAACACUGCGAAGUUCUUCGGCGUUGGUGCAAUGUUAUCCUCUCCAGACCAUGAGAAAAUCUUCGAGGAAGCCGUUGGGAAAAUAAACGACAAUUCAAGUGGUUUACUAAGGGCAGUAAAAUUAAAUGGAAGCUCUUACGUUUUGAGUUCAAAUCCCAUUCGCUCGGCUCUUGAUGCCUGCGAGAAUUUGGUAGCCAAAGGAGUAGUUACUAUCAUAGUCAGCCACCCAAAAGAUGACUUUUCGCCACCAAUUUCAGUCUCGUAUGCCUGCAGUUUCUACCAAAUUCCGGUUAUAGGAAUUUCAGCGCGACAAACUAUCUUCUCGGACAAGUCAAUCCAUGAGUCUUUCCUGCGUACUGUGUCAUCAUAUUCAGAUCAGGCCAAUGUUUGGAUGGCACUGUUGAAGUACUAUGAAUGGAAGAGUGUUGUUCUACUUACAAGCAAUGACCAGGAUAGCCGUAUGAUUGCAACCAGGUUCACAGGCCUGGCUGCAGAAAAUGAUAUCAAGAUUGAGAAAACCAUUAUGUUCCCCACUGGAUGUGUGAAUGUCACAUCUCAUUUAAUGAAGAUAAACAAAUUGCAAUCAAGGAUCAUUCUUUUCAGUGCUAGUGAGGAGGAUGCAACCAUUGUUUAUCAAAAUGCCUCACAUCUGAAGAUGACAAGAGAGGGCUUUGUGUGGCUGGUGACCCAGCAAACCUUGGCAGGGAGAGCUCAGAGUUUUUUACCUCAAGGUGUGAUUGGAAUGCAGUUACAUCAUGGUUAUAAUGAGUCUGCUCAGAUUCAAGAUGCUGUCAGCCUUGUUGCCAAAGCCCUGGACAAACUGGUGACCUCAGGGAAAAGUUUGACUCCUCCACCUGCCAGCUGCCGAGAAACUACCCAGUGGGAAAGUGGUCAAACUUUGUUCAAGGAGCUGGUUAAUACAACCGUCAUUCAUGGCAAGACAGGGGAUAUAAUGCUGAACAGGAAAGGUGAUCGCAUCAACAUGGCUUACCAGAUCCUUAACCUUCGAAAUAAAGGAGAUAAAGAGCUGACAGUUGUUGGAGAGUAUCGUGAUGGGCAGGUGUCAAUCUCUAACAAAGUCAUUUGGCCAGGAGACCAAGAAGAAAAGCCUGAAGGAAUCUUUGUUUCUACUCAUUUAAGGGUUGUGACUUUAGUUGGGGAGCCAUUUGUAUUUAUCAAGGCUUUACCUGAAAGUGGCAAGUGUGAAGAUCUUGAUGAUGCAAAAAAGAAAAAGAGGCAUAUUAAAUGUAGUGGAAAAGUAUAUGGUGAACACACCAAACUGGUUGCUACAGACAAGGAUGAUCACUGCUGCUAUGGUUUUUGUAUGGAUUUGUUAUAUCGACUGGGAGAGAAAGUUAAUUUUACCUUUGAUGUUCAUUUGUCUGAAGAUGGAAGCUAUGGCUCUUUGAGAAGAGUAAAUGGCACGGACAUGAAGCGUUGGAAUGGUAUGGUAGGGGAAGUGAUUGAUGGUAAAGCUGAUCUUAUUGUGGCCGCAUUGACAAUCAAUAAUGAAAGAGCAGAGUGGAUUGAGUUUUCCAAACCGUUUAAGUACCAAGGACUUACAAUACUUGUCAGAAAGGAUCAAAGUAGAAACAGCCUGGAUUCAUUUUUGCGACCUUUCCAGAUAAACUUGUGGCUGUUAGUUCUACUCUCAGUGCACAUAGUGGCAGUUAUACUGUACCUGCUAGACCGGUUUAGCCCGUUUGGCCGGUUUAAACUGGCUCGGAAAGAAAAGGAGGAGACGGCUCUUAAUUUGUCCAGUGCUAUGUGGUUUUCAUGGGGAGUGCUGCUAAACAGUGGUAUCGGAGAAGGUACUCCGCGUAGUUUCAGUGCUCGGGUGCUGGGCAUGGUAUGGGCAGGCUUUGCCAUGAUCAUUGUCGCCAGCUACACUGCUAAUCUGGCAGCCUUUCUUGUUCUUGAUCGACCAAAGGCUGUGGUCAGCGGCAUAGAAGAUCCGCAUCUGCGUAAUCCUUCGGUGAAUUUCAAGUACGCUACAGUAGCAAACAGCAGUGUUGACGCGUAUUUCAGGCGGCAGGUUGAGCUGUCAUCCAUGUACACCUUUAUGGAAAAAUACAAUGUAAAGACAGCUAAGGAAGCCAUACAGAAAGUGAACGACGGGGAAUUAAAGGCGUUCAUUUGGGACUCGCCUGUCCUUUAUUACGAAGCCUCUGUAAACUGUGAGCUUACUACUGCUGGUGAACUGUUUGGGCGGUCUGGUUAUGGCGUUGGUAUGCCUAAAGGUUCUCCGUGGAGUAACGAAAUUUCUCUUGCUAUCCUAAACUUUCACGAGAGCGGGGUUAUGGAGGAAUUGGAAACGACGUGGAUCGACACCAAGCAAUGCGAUGAACAGAAUAAUUCGCCCGCUACGUUAGGGUUAAAUCACAUGCUUGGUGUCUUUAUCAUGGUUGCUGCCGGAAUAGGAGCUGGAAUCGUGAUCAUUAUCUUAGAAAUCCUUUACCACAAGCACCGUGGGUGGAAAGAAGAACAGAAAGAACUGGCUAAGAAGACAACAGAUAAAUGGCGGGCUAAUAUCAUGAUGAUGAAGAAGGAGCGCACCUCAAAUGGCCAACAACCUAAUGGUGUUCUCGACUCACAUGGCCCACAGAACGACGGGAUAGCUCGUAGAAACCCAAUUUACAACCCGGAAAAUCACGUUGACAGCACGUUUACGUAUAAUUGAGCAGACGUGCACUUUGCAAGUGGGAUUUCUUAUGUGUAGAACACAAAAUGACAUGCGCAAUCGUCGUUGUUGAAAAGAUGAAAAAUGUAAUACUAACCAUGUACCAAUUGCUUUGAAAUUAGGAAAAAAAUUAGAAUCACGAAACUGUAUAUAAUUAAUGUUGUAGUUCAAUGAAAAAUCUACAGUCCAUAUAUAUCAGAGUUCCUAUGACAUCCAACUAGUCUCAAUUGGCACUUGACAACAAUUCGAGGGAAGGGUUCAAAAUGAAUUUAAAUGGGGUUGCUCUUCAGAGCAAUUAAGUUGUUAUUAAGGCUCCUAUGUAAUGCCCAACACAGGUUUUGUUGGCUUUUUUGGAGCAACUUCCUACUCAAAGCUGUUGUUGACACUUUUAUAUUUAUAUAUCUGCCUUUGGUAUCAAUUGUUUAUAUUGAUACUUAUUGGCCUGCUCCAGAAGGCAGUAUUGCACACUUUUAAAGCACUGGUGGUAUAUGUCUAUACUUUCUAUUCAUAAGAUGGAAAGACUCACAAUGUGCUGUUUGUAAAUAAUAUUUAUUCAAUAGUAAUGAGUCCCACACCACAGGACUACAGACAAGCAUGAUCAUAGGUAAAGAUCUCUUACGAUAAGAUUAUGGGGAAAAUAUUUAAUAAUGUAUGAAACAAUGAUAACCUAUAGAUGAACGUCAGAGAAAUAUACGUAAUUAAAUUGAUUGUUGGUAGGAUGAGCAGAAAUAGAGGGUGUAUUAUGAUUGUUUUAUUUAGCUCUCUUAGCCAUAACGUAUGAUUAGGACCUAGGUAACCUUAUAAAAGAAGCAGAAAAUUCGAAACGACUUGCUAAACCAGGAAGGUACGCAACAGGCAAAACUACUAAACCAGUAAGAUACGAUACAGCUUCGGUCUCCAAACAUACCUGCUACGUCGGAAUGGAACAUGAGUUUUAUGAACAAGUAAAGAACGAUAGUAAUAAAAGUCUUUACCUUUCCAGAAAGAUCUGCGGGUGUUAAAAUCGAAACUAUGUUUCUACAGUCUAAUAUGUGGCUCUAUUAGGGUAAUAUGUGUCAUAAUUUGAACCUUUUAACUCAUUAUUGUCAAGUUUACAAUUGUUGUCUCAAAGCGAAUGAGAGUUGAACCAUUUAUUUAAUGAUGCUGAUCUAUUUAUUAUUUAUUAUACAUUCAUGGUGAAGUUAAAUUGCCUAGUUAAAUGAUUCGAACAGGUAAUGCUUUGUUUGUAGAAAUGCAUCCAUCUGUGUAAAUAAUACAAACUAUAAAUUCUAA